GGCCGGUGGGAUAUUCAGUUUUAGUGGCAGGUAACAAGCUGUCGGUUACCAGUAGCAGUUAACUGAUUUUUCGCUGAACCCCAUCUCUAUUUCGAGGCUUUAAACGUCUUUACACUGAAGAUUUAAACAGCCGCAUAUUGUGGAGGAAGAGAUGAGUCUCCAGAACCCAGCAGGUGUGUCUGUGAAGAGUUAUAGAUCCAAGAAUCGACCCCUUUUGUUCAGUAAUUCCAUGUCCUCUGCUCUGACCCUUUAAUCUUUCCAACAUGCACUGCAUCCCACAGACUGGAAACUUGCAGAAAUCAGUAGAUGAUGUCCUUCAGAGAGCCAAAGGUCAACACAAAACCAGCAUGAAGAUCAAGUAUGAGAACUUAGUUGAGGGAAUCAAUGUCCAAGAGAAUGAAACCCUCCUGAACAGGAUUUACACUCAGCUCUAUAUCAUAGAGGGAGAGAGUGAAGGAGUGAAUGAAGAACAUGAGGUUUUACAGAUGGAGAAAACAGCCAGAACACAACACUCACAAGAUUCUCCAAUCUACUGCAAUGAUAUCUUUAAAUCCUCACCUGAACCAGGAUGUGACCAAAUCAAGACUGUUCUUACUAAAGGCAUCGCUGGAAUUGGAAAAACCGUCUCUGUGCAGAAGUUCAUUCUGAACUGGGCCGAGGGAAAAGCCAAUCAGGAUGUAGAUUUCAUGUUUGUGUUUUCAUUUCGAGAGCUGAACUUGAUCCAAGAUCAUCAGUACAGUCUUCACAGACUUCUGCUGGACUUUCAUCCUGAACUUCAAGAUCUGGACUCAAAGAUUUAUGAGGAGUGUAAAGUUGUGUUCAUCUUUGAUGGGCUGGAUGAAAGCAGAAUCACACUGAUGUUUUCAGAUGCUCAGAAAGUUUCUAAUGUUACUGAGACUUCAUCAGUGGGUGUGUUGAUGUCAAAGCUCAUGAAAGGAGAGCUGCUUCCCUCUGCUCUCAUCUGGAUCACCUCCAGACCAGCAGCAGCCAAUCAGAUCCCUUCCGAAUACAUCAACCGUCUGACAGAAAUUCAGGGAUUCAAUGAGCCUCAGAAAGAGGAAUAUUUCAGGAAGAGAAUCAGUGACGAGCAUCAAGCCAGCAGAAUCAUCUCACACAUCAGAAGAGCAAGAAGCCUCCACAUCAUGUGCCACAUACCUGUCUUCUGCUGGAUCUCAUCCACUGUGCUUCAGAAGCUCCUGAAAGAAGAUCUGAGUGGAGAAAUCCCUCAAACUAUGACUGAAAUGUACAUCCACUUCCUGCUGAUUCAGAUCAACAGGAGGAAUCAGAAGUAUGAAGAGAGAGAUCCAGAGAAACUCCUGCAGUCCAACAGAGAAGUGAUUGUGAAACUUGCAGAAGUGGCUUUCAAACAGUUGAUGAAGGGCAAUGUGAUGUUCUAUGAGGAGGACCUGAGAGAGAGCGGCAUAGACGUCACUGACGCCUCAGUGUAUUCUGGGAUUUGCACUGAGAUCUUUAAGGAGGAAUCUGUGAUUCAUCAAAGGAAAGUCUACAGCUUCAUUCAUCUGAGCUUUCAGGAGUUUCUUGCAGCUUUUUAUGUUUUUUACUACAAUUUGUACACUAUUAUGGAGACAGUGACCUUUUUAGCACUGCAUAAUUUGCUCAAAGGAGCAGUAGAUGCAGCCAUUAAAAGUGAAAAUGGACAGCUGGAUCUGUUCUUGCGGUUCCUGCUGGGCAUCUCACUGGAGUCCAGUCAGAGACUUUUACCGGAUCUACUGACACACACAGUGAAAAGCUCAGAGAGUAUCCAAGAAACCACGCAGUACAUUAAAGAGAAGAUCAAAGAUGGACAUGGAAUCUCCACUGAGAGGUCCAUCAAUCUGUUCCUCUGUCUGCUGGAAGUGAAAGAUCAGACUCUAUCCAGAGAGAUUCAGGACUUUGUUAAAUCAAACAAACACUCAGAGAAGAAACUCUCUCCUGCCCACUGCUCAACAAUUGCCUACAUACUUCAGAUGUCAGAGGAGGUACUGGAAGAGCUGGACUUCAAAAAAUACAACACAUCAGAUGAGGGUAGAAGAAGACUGAUACCAGCUGUGAUCAACUGCAGAAAAGUGCUUCUUGCUGAAUGUAAUCUGACUCAUCAGUCCUGUGAAAUGUUGUCAUCAGCUCUACAAUUCUCAAACUGUGCCCUGAGAGAGCUGGACCUGAGUAACAAUGACCUGCAGGAUUCAGGAGUAAAGCUGCUAUCAGACGGCCUGAAGAGUCCAAACUGUCAGCUUGAGAUCCUGAGGUUGUCUGGCUGUAUGGUGACAGAGGAAGGCUGUGGUUAUGUGUCUUCAGCUCUGAGUUCAAACCCCUCACACCUGAGAGAGCUGGAUCUGAGCUACAAUCACCCAGGACAAUCAGGAGUCCAGCUGCUCUCGGACAAACUGAACGAUCCAAACUGCUCACUGCAGAUACUUAAUUUGGAUCAUGGGGAACAUUUCAGAAUUCAACAGGGACUGAGAAAAUAUGCCUUUGAUCUCACACUGGAUCCAAACACAGCACAUGUUAAACUCUCUCUGUCUGAGGAGAAGAGAAAGGUGACACACGUCAAAGACCCGGAGUCGUGUCCCGAUCAUCCAGAGAGAUUUGAAAACUAUGAGCAGGUUCUGUGUGGAGAGAGUCUGACUGAACGCUGUUACUGGGAGGCUGAAUGGAGCGGGAAGGGGGCUGGUAUAGCCGUGACAUAUAAAGGAAUUAGCAGGAAAGGAGGGAAUGACUGCUGGUUUGGAUACAGUGACAAAUCCUGGAGUCUGUACUGCACUGCAAAUGGAUUUACUAUCUGGCACAAUAAUAUGAGCAAUAACAUUAUUGCCCCUUCACCGUCAUCUAACAAAGUAGGAGUUUAUCUGGACUGGUCAUCCGGCACUCUGUCCUUCUACAGCAUCUCUGACACACACACACUCACACACAUACACACAUUCAACACCUCAUUCACUGAACCCCUCUAUGCUGGAUUUAGGGUUUAUGAUGCCUCAGUGUCUCUGUGUCAGAUUUAACAACCUGUGCGCUUUCAUUUGACCAGGGGCGGAUCCUUCUGGCACAGAGUGGCCCAUCACACCAUAACACACUGGCUUAUUAUGCACAGAGCAAUUUUUAACACCAUUGUAGGGGAUUUUACAGUUAAAGACCCAAGGACCAGAUAUGAUGAAUGAAGACCUCAGAGUCAGAGUUUAAAUCAAUUGAAGAAAAUGUUUACUGAAGAGAAUAGUUUAGAGUUUCAUCAGCAGAAGUCAGCUUCACACUCCAUAACGAGUUCAUAAGCUGCCCUCUGUACGUUCACAUUUCCACAGCAACUAUACCUUACACAAGUCACUAAGCUGUGUCAUUACUGAAUGAGUCUGAUUGGUUAAGAAAUAGAUACAAUUAGAAAAUAUCCACACAUGGGCUGAUAAGCAGAAGCAUAUCUCCAUUGAUUAUAUGGCUGACAACAAGACUCUGGUUUAAGCACAAAGUGACCUUCCUAGAUCACAGAACUGUAUUUCUAGGCACCAACAUGUUGAGAAAAACAAGUCAUUCCUUCUCCCAGGAUGCCAGUUGUUCACCUCACCAACACUGAAGUAUACCAGCACAUACACAGAUACACAGGAUACAGAGCUUCUUCAUGGUUGAAGUUGGUCGAGCUCUGGCUCUAAACAGGAUAUUUUCCCAAAACAUACAGAUAAGUUGUACUUUUCUCUCAGUGAGAGGUACAGACAAUAUUCAUCAAUAUUAUCUAUAGUGAAAAGUAAAGUAAAUGCUCUAACAUACUCUUGAAGAAGUCAUUCAAAUCAUUUAAUAUUUAGAAGGAUAAACUUGAUUAUAAAUCACUCAAAGGAUAUACAUUGAAGCGGAAUUGAAUUUCGGAAUCCAACCCUUCACCACUUACUAACAUAAAAGUAUAGCAACAUACAGAAAUAUAUAUGCUAUUUAUUUUUUAUUUUUUAAAUUGAAAUAAAAAGUCUUUUUAACAUGAAUGAAUGACUAGCUUACUUCUUUACAACAUAAUCUGUCUUUCUGUGGGCCUCAUUUCUAAAACAUACAUACCUACAGAUGUCUUAGAGUGUGCUUAGUGCCACAUUAGGGGAUGUUAAUUUCAAGAUCAUUUGAGAUUUAUAGAUUUCAGAUCUCUGAAUCACACGCUCAUACGCACAUUUGAGAAAGGAUAUUGGAUCGAAAGUAGGACAGUUUCUUUUUUUGGUGUUUUUGCCUUUAUUGUGAAAGGACAUUAUGUUAAACAGGAAGCAAAGUGGGAGAGAGAGGCGGAGACAGGACCGCGACCCGGGCCUCGAACUCGGGUCGCCGGAAGCGCUACAUAUCGGUGUGCUGCCCAUGAGGCUAUCGGCUCCAACAGAUGUAGGACAGUUUCUACACAACAUUUUAUAAACGAGGCCCUAUAGGUGUACAUGGUAAAUAGAAUUUGGAAGAAU
Molecule: messenger RNA, 4406 nt
Organism: Ctenopharyngodon idella (grass carp)
Lineage: Eukaryota; Metazoa; Chordata; Actinopteri; Cypriniformes; Xenocyprididae
Product: NACHT, LRR and PYD domains-containing protein 3-like
Exons: 7
Coding region: 264-2996 (910 amino acids)
Molecular function (GO): protein binding
Source: RefSeq, a predicted model, not a curated record